GUUAGACUGCGUGAGGAGGGAGGGAGAGAAGAGCGCGGGGAGCCGGGCCGCGCCCUCUGAGCCGGCUCGAAGCUGAUGGACAUCGUAUGGGCCAGAGGCAGGGAUGGUGGGCUAUGACCCCAGGGCAGACGGCAGGAAUAUCUCCAAUCUCGAAGUGGCCGUGGCUGGGUCUGUGUCUGGACUGGUCACUCGGGUGCUGAUCAGCCCCCUGGACGUCAUCAAGAUCCGUUUCCAGCUUCAGAUCGAGCGCCUGUCUCGCACUGACCCCAAUGCAAAAUACCACGGGAUCCUGCAGGCUGGGAGACAGAUUUUGCAAGAGGAGGGCCCAACAGCAUUCUGGAAAGGACACAUCCCUGCCCAGCUUCUCUCCAUAGGCUAUGGAGCUGUCCAAUUUUUGUCAUUUGAAGUGCUCACCGAGCUGGUGCACAGGGCCAGCGUGCGUGACGCCCGCGACUUCUCCGUGCAUUUUGUGUGCGGUGGCCUGUCAGCCUGCGUGGCCACCCUCGCUGUGCAUCCUGUGGACGUGUUGCGUACCCGCUUUGCAGCUCAGGGUGAGCCCAAGGUCUAUAAAACCCUGCGACACGCCGUGGUGACCAUGUACAGGACCGAAGGCCCCUUGGUCUUCUACAAAGGCUUGAACCCCACCUUGAUCGCCAUAUUCCCUUAUGCCGGGUUCCAGUUCUCCGUCUACAGCUCCUUGAAGCACGCGUAUGAGUGGGCCAUGCCAGCCGAAGGAAAGAAGAACGGGAACUUCAAAAAUCUGCUUUGUGGCAGCGGAGCUGGAGUCAUUAGCAAGACCCUCACGUACCCCCUGGACCUCUUCAAGAAGCGGCUGCAGGUCGGAGGGUUUGAGCAGGCCCGAGCCUCUUUUGGCCAGGUUCGAAGCUACAAGGGCCUCCUGGAUUGCGCCAGGCAGGUGCUGCGAGAGGAGGGCACGCAGGGCUGCUUCAAAGGCCUUUCCCCCAGCCUGCUGAAGGCUGCCGUCUCCACCGGCUUUGUGUUCUUCUGGUACGAGCUCUUCUGUAACCUCUUCCACCACAUGAAGAAGGCAGACAGCUAGCCUCGAGGGCAGGAAGGGUGGCCUGAGGUCUUUCCCUGGAGGCGCCCUCCUGAAAGAAGACUUGAUCUACAGUCCUGUGUUGCACUGAGAGGUGCUGCCUGGUCCCUCCCUCCAGGCCAGCUGUCCAGGGCACGAAGAGCUGCCAAGAGCAGGGCAGCAGCCUGGAUUCCACCAGAAGGGCAAAGGGGGUUCUCCAUGGGAGAGCACGGGGAGAAUGCGGGACUUGAUCUGCGGGUUCCCAGCCCAGCCAGUCAGAAGGAGUUGAAUGUUUCUCUGUCUGGUGCACACUCAGGGCAACAGCUGCCCUCCUGUACGUCUUAGUCCCAACUGCCCAGAGAGCUCUCCUGACUCUGGGCAGGGCCGCAGCUUGAAUGUGAGGCUGGGAUCGGGCCCUUUACAGGGGUCUGGUCCCCACACUUGGGUUCUUACUCCCACCAAUUAUUUAAUAGACAUUAAAGCUAAAAGCACAUUCCUUAUCUUAGUCCUCCAUCUUCCCUUCCAGAUCACUUCCCUCCUCCCAAAGUAUGAGGGACGGGAUUCCUACCUGUCCUAAAUUCUACUUUUCUCAGCAGUUGCAUCCUUCGGGCAGCUUUGCUUCUAGUUCUGGGGGAAUAAUUCCGGGGGAAUAAUUCCAGCUGAAUCAGUUCCGUUAUAAACUCCACCCUGCUCAGAUCUUCGUGUCUAUAAAGGCACCAGUUGGGCUGUUCUCUCCCUGGAUAGGCUGGUCACAGCCCGUAGGCCUCUAGGGAAAGCAGACCCCAGCGACCCCGCAGGUAGAGGCGGGGAUGUGCUGAUGGGGAGGGGGCAUGGGUUAAGGCAGCAGCCCUUUUCCCCAGUCUACCAGGGAUCACUCCUCUUUCACUGGGGCUGGGUUAGCCCUCCUGGGUGGUGGGGGAGCUGACAGCUGGGCCAGUGAGCAUCAGCUGCCGGCUCGGUGCUCCUCCUGGGUCCAGCAGGGUGCUGUGUGCACCCUCGAAUCUAAGGAGGGGGUGGAGCAGGCAGCCUGGUGCAGGCAGUUGGUGCCAUGGGAGUCGUCAGGGCACAGGAACCCACAAGACACCCAUCUAGGCACAGUUAGGGGCUUAAAAGAGAAGAAAAUCUACGGAACACAACCACCACUUUCCACCCCAAGACUCCCCACCACCAGGGUGGGUGUCAGGGCUCUCAGUCCCCACAGAUCUUGGGCCCCUUCUCGCCAUCACUGUCUCAUCUCUGGUCUGAGGCUUUGUGAUGUGUCUGGUACCCAGAAUCCUGAAGCUUCCCUGCUCUUAGUUGCUGAUUAUGAAGGUUCACCUUUAGCUGGAGGGUUCCCACACCCACAGGGUUUUGACAUUCAGGGGUUGCAGCUGCAGAGAGGCAGCUGCUCGAAUGUAUUUUUUAUGAAAUGCCAUUGCAGUAAACUUCAUUCUU
Messenger RNA from Hippopotamus amphibius kiboko, 2470 nucleotides. RefSeq names its product solute carrier family 25 member 19 (gene SLC25A19). The coding region runs from base 104 to 1060 and encodes 318 amino acids. Lineage: Eukaryota; Metazoa; Chordata; Mammalia; Artiodactyla; Hippopotamidae. Gene Ontology annotation, cellular component: mitochondrial inner membrane. The transcript is spliced from 7 exons. Gene Ontology annotation, biological process: thiamine pyrophosphate transmembrane transport. The record is from RefSeq and is a predicted model, not a curated record. Gene Ontology annotation, molecular function: thiamine transmembrane transporter activity.